Aspergillus glaucus CBS 516.65 is the source of this 1545-nucleotide messenger RNA. RefSeq lists its product as uncharacterized. Gene Ontology annotation, molecular function: heme binding; peroxidase activity. NCBI's taxonomy places the organism in Eukaryota, Fungi, Ascomycota, Eurotiomycetes, Eurotiales, Aspergillaceae. The coding region runs from base 1 to 1545 and encodes 514 amino acids. Gene Ontology annotation, cellular component: cytosol. The transcript is spliced from 7 exons. The record is from RefSeq and is a predicted model, not a curated record.
AUGAAGCUCCAAUGGGCCUCAGGACUCCUUCUCGGGGCUGCUGUCAACUAUGUUGACGCCUCCGCCUCCUCCCAUCUUCCGAAUUUUGCUACGGAUUCGAAGGAUAUCGUUUUUCCCACAAAAAGUGCCAUUGUCCCCGAGGAAUACUGCUGGCAAGCAAAACCUCAUGGGGGCAGCCGCCUCAACUCAACCAACUUCGUCGCGAAUUGCUCUAGUGAGGAAAGCGCAUCCACCAAGUGCGACAAUGUAUUUGACAGCCAGGUCGACACGUACUGGAGCAGCACCGCCAACACUGGAACGCAACAUAACUCGAUCAUCAUCGACCUGCGCUCGAAGCAGAAUGUGAACGGCCUCAGCAUACUGCCUAUCAUGCGUGAUGACGCUCGUGGACAGAUUGGCAAGCACGAGGUUUUCCUCAGCAAGAAUGGAUGCAAUUGGACAAGAGUUGCAUACGGACUCUGGGGGUGGAACAAGAGCAUGAAGCUCGCUGUCUUCGAACCGAUCGUCGAAAUCGCCAUCUACGCCGCCGGGUACACUACCCCUGUCAACCCAUCUAUUGGUACUUGGGGCCCAACCCUCGAUUUACCCAUCGUUCCCGUGGCAGGUGCCCACGCGGCAGUAAACCAUAAUGACCACGGCAAUAUCAUCCUUUGGUCGGCCUGGGCUGACGAUCAAUUCUUUGCUUCCCCCGGUAGCGCAACUUUCACGACAACAUGGGAUCCUGAGGACCUGGUCUUUGAAGGUCCCGAUGAGCCCGAGCGUUUGGCCCCUGAAUACAAACCUCCCGGAACCCAGUCUGUUGCCAAUGAUAGCUGGAUAGUCGACGGGCAAGGAUGGCAAAAUGAAAUAUCUCAGCCUCAGAUCAAAGGCCUCGACUCCCCCCAAAAAGGUGACCAAAGCAGCAUUCCCCCAGGUUGGGUCAUCACUGGCCUUGAGGGUGACAAAGCGGCACAACCAGCCUGGGCCACGGAAGGCAGUUUCCUUGUUUUCCGUGAGAUUGAGGAGAAGGUCCCGGACUUUGUGAAAGAGGUGCCCCAAAAGAUGUCAUCAUUCAAAGAUGGCACGGGUGAGAAGCUUGCGGCUUAUUUGAUGGGAAGAUGGAAGAACGGCUCCCCGAUUGAGCUAGACCCUAAAGGCGAUAAGCCGGAACAUAUUUUUGCGAACAACUUUGAUUUCGACCACAGACGUUCUAACGCGAAGAACACAAAGUGUCCUUUCGCCGCUCACAUUCGCAAGAUGCGUCCUAGAGCAGACCUCUACAUUGACACAGAUGACUCGGAUGACUCGGACGACGAAGAAGUCAUCGCCAACCAGCAAGUGAUAAACUCCAACGCUAUCAUUCGUCGUAGUAUCACCUUCGGUCCUGAAAUUGAUGAGACUGAAGAGAAGGAAAGGACAACGCACAGACGCGGCAUCUAUUUCCUCUGUUACCAGAGUUCCAUUCGUAAUGGAUUCAACUUCCUGGUGACCCCAACAAAGUCUUUCCUCCAAACACCAAACAAGGGUAUCGACAAGCACAUUCAGAGCCAGUUGGCAAUGUUAUAG